AGGCGCACACACACACUUCGUUCGGAGUUGGAGAGAAACCAACUUGCGAUUCUCUCUCGUCCUGCUGUACCGACUGAGCCAGUGGGGAGGAAAAGAAAAAAAGAAUCUCCCCCCACGCGCGCGCCCGCCGUUGCUGCUGUCAUGAACGUGGAACAUUCGCUGGCUGCUACUAGCGGUGGCGGCUUAUGACGAUGGGGUGUUUCGUUGGAGGGGUGGUAAGACUUAGUCUGUCAGUGCUCACGGUCAUGUCUACAACAGGCGAAGCGACGCGGGUGUUGAUUGAAGUGAAGACCAAGGUUUACCCAGAUAAUUAAUUGGUUGUGCUUUCGGUCUCCUUUGGAUUACGUUUGUCUUUAUUUUCUUUUGAAUUCUGUUUUUGCUAAUACACGAUGUACUUUCACUUCGGACUUGGACGGAGUUAAGACUGUGUAUUCUGUAUACCCUACUGGAUUAUCUUUGUUUGGAUUUGAAAGCUGUGUUUUUAGUUCUUUUUAUUACAGACGGCAAACUUGCCCCUUCCCAAACAAAGCACCAGUUGUUGAAACGCUGAGCGAGUGACCAAGUCCAAGUGACCAACUUGUGAUCAGUCUUGCGACAACCUCAGGAGGUCAAUUUGCCAACCAGGACGACAGAAAGAGAAAGAGAAAGAGAGAAAGAAAAAGAAAGGACUCAGCAGUCAGUUGCAAGAGUAGGUGGGAAGGAAAGAGUGCCAAUCUGAAGAAGAAAAUACGAUUUACUUGUCGUAAGUGUACGAGACUCGGAGAGCAAUCUAGGAGCGUGCUGAAGCCGAAUGAAAGCUUGGCACGAACUUAGAGUCUAUACUCCUGGAGAGAAAUCGUUAAUUGAAUUCCUGCAAGUUUCGAGAAAAAGCUAAAAUUGUUCACUGGAUUUCGAAACGACAACUGAAACUUUCCAGAUCCUGCGAUUUGCACUAGGAUGUGAUAAUUUCUUUCGGAGAUUAAGGAUUUGGUUUAUAUAUUUUCUUUUUUGCACUCUCAGGCGGAAAGGAAUGGAAACAGGAGCUUUGUGAUUAGCAUUCUAUUAUUUUCUGUGAGGAUAUCAUGUUCCUGCGACAAUUCCAGUGGCGGGUCGAGUGCUUGUAUCCGAGAUAGUCUGGAUUUACCAUGAAGCUGGCAGGUCCAGGGGCGCCGCUUACGUCAUUGUGCUCCUUGACCACGGUGACGUCAUUCUUGGCGGUACUGGUCAACAUAGCGAUGGUGGGCACAACAAGUGGUCAGCACCACCACGACAUACGUCACAGCAGACACUACCUGAAACAUCCACCGCAUAGGUUCCAUGAUUUUGACUACGAGGACGCCACGGUGGUACUGAAACCGGAGUUCCUCAAUACGGAAUCUAAUAUCUCCGUCCGGAUUGGCGACUCCGCUACAUUGCCUUGUGCUGUCAGAAACCUAGGAACCAAGGAGGUGGUGUGGAGGCUGUAUCCGAAGAACGCAGAACCAUUGGUGCUUACUGUCGGCACCUUCACGUGGGUCCGAGGGAAUGACAUUCAGGUGGAGUAUAAGAUGGAAGAAGGUUUCAUCACACGCUGGGAUCUGGUCAUGAGGAACGUGCAGAUGGAGGACGAGGGAACGUACGAGUGUCAGGUGACAGACAAAGUGCCCAUCAGGACGCACGUCCACCUCACAGUCAAACCUAUGCCUGCAUCAAACCCUUCUGUGGUGCUCACGGGCGAGGAGUUUGUAGAUAGCAAUGAGAGGAUCAAGUUAGUAUGCAACGCCACUGGAGGGGACAAAAUCCCGGAGGAUAUUGACUGGUUCAAAGACGGGACCAAGCUCGACUCGACCAAAUCGCGAGAUCCCAAAAUUGUACUCACAAAGUACAUGUCUAUAGAGGACGUGGCGUUGAUCAGUGAGCUGACCAUAGAGCAUGCUGGGUUCAGUGACAGCGGCAACUACAUUUGUCGUAGCUCCGACAGAAAAAUCGACAGCUUGAAAGUCACAGUGUUAGUAGCACCCAACAACCCCAACGUCAAAAGAGGCACUGGUGCUCAGGUUGAGGAGCAGAAAGAUGACAACGGAGGCGUGUCAAUGACGUCAUCUGGGGUCAUCGCCUUGUUGCUGUCCAGCGUGGUCGCUACCGUGAUAUCCCGGACCCUCCCCGGCCUGUCAUGACAAAGUCACGUGACUGUGCGGGGAUAUUCAGCUACGUCGUAAACCCAACACGCGGGACUCACCACAGUUCUAUGAUUGAAAUAUAUGGUUCACGUGACGAUGACCUGGGAGGUGAUAUAGCGUAGUCUCUCUAUAUAUAAUAUACAUAAUAUUAUGAUUAUUAUGAUUAUACUUGAGACUUUUAUUGACCGCAAAUGAAAACAUUGCUUCCUUACAAAAUACCUCAGUUGGCGUUUAUGAACAUGGGUUGGUUUAUUUUGACUCCUGCAGUUUUUUGUUUUUUUUCUUUGUGAGGGGAUUUAUUUGGUGUGUGAGUGUGAAACGCUUUUGCUCGGGACUUAUCUAACAUUUGAUGAAGAAAGCUUGAUGAGGCCGCUAAUUAUAUUGAAACUGCUCGACAAAACUUUAAUCAAGCAAACGAUCGCCAUCUACGGUUGUUGGUCUGCAGACUGAAAGAGCUAAAAGAUUUCGACAACCGAGAAAUGUGUGGCAAGAAAGGAAUCAGAAAUCGAAAAGGACGAUGUGAGUGCUUUGCUUCAUCUUUUUCUUCGUGUAAACUUCAUCAGGAAACAAAAUGUUCUCCUUCUCGGUGUGAAAAGACGUACAAGUUCAGGAAGCUGCGAUGACUUCUCACUCUUUUUGACAUAAGGUUAAACAAGGUGUGGACAUUGCUGGUGUGGACGCAUGAGCCUGUGUGUCAGAUGUGACGGGUAUCGGAUCCUCGGGACAUUCGAAAGAUGUGAUCAUGGAGUAAUGUUCGACUGGCGCUUCUGAAGACGUAACACCUAUUACAUUCUUCAUCACCAGGCGUCCAGUUGACUCCCAAGUUCGCACUAAAAAUGAACUGUAAGGAAACGUAUGUCGUUUUUGUAAAGGUUUGCCUUUUUUUUUCGUUUUCAUUUAAAUAUACUCAUUGAUAUAAAUAGUUCUUAUGCGCUGUACUGAUGUUCAGCCAUAUUUAUACCUGUAAAUCAUAUUUAUUGUCUUCAUAAAUGCUAUUUAUUAUCCUCUUCAUGUCUUUUAGUUUGGACAACAAAAGGAUUUUGCAUUCAAUUUGAGUACAGUAGAUAUCUACACCAUUGCUCGUGUUUUUAUAAUAUGUAAGAUUAAAGUACGUUCAUGCUAUUGUAUCCAUACUCUAAAUGUCUCGGUAUGCGCGUUCUUUCUAGCUGUAGAAGGAUGGGGUGGCAAUCCAAUGCAUGUCUUAUUUUUUCUAUCGGUUUAGUUGGGUAAUUUUUUCAGUAGACUGUUCAGGGAAUUUUGGAUGGCAAAUUGUGAAGAGAAAAUUGCAAACAAGGUUUUGCUGCCAUAAAAGGCGUGAUAGUCGAGAAAAGAAAUUCCUGAAGGUCAGUUUGAGACAUUCCAACGUUUCGUGUGCACGGCAAGUAGUCUUUGGUCCACUGUGGUAAGCGUAGUGUAUCCACUGCACACGUUACAGCUAGAGUUCAUAAGUGAAUGUCAGAAAGUUGAAUUUACAAAUAGGGUUGGGACAUAAUUUAUGAGUUCCUUUCAUGCCUGUGUGUAUACAGACGUCAUGGUUCACAUAGGAUGUUCCAAAAUCAGCAAGGAUAAUCAACAAGCAUUUUACGUUCUUUUCUAAAAGUAUUUUAGAUAGAGAAUCGUUGUGUAACGUGUUUAUUAAUAACAUAAGAAUAGCAAAAAAAUACGUCCAAGUAAACUUUUCAUUUUGGGUGAUUCCUGGGCGUCUUACUUGGAAUAUUCGUUCCUUUAUUAGUAUUGAAGAAGAAAUGUGGAUUUUAUUUAAGGGGGGGAGAGAGAGAGAGAGAGAGAGA
Molecule: messenger RNA, 3928 nt
Organism: Aplysia californica (California sea hare)
Lineage: Eukaryota; Metazoa; Mollusca; Gastropoda; Aplysiida; Aplysiidae
Product: zwei Ig domain protein zig-8
Exons: 11
Coding region: 1125-2135 (336 amino acids)
Biological process (GO): synapse organization
Cellular component (GO): neuron projection membrane
Source: RefSeq, a predicted model, not a curated record